Molecule: messenger RNA, 2759 nt
Organism: Dioscorea cayenensis subsp. rotundata (Guinea yam)
Lineage: Eukaryota; Viridiplantae; Streptophyta; Magnoliopsida; Dioscoreales; Dioscoreaceae
Product: protein LNK2-like
Exons: 10
Coding region: 216-2156 (646 amino acids)
Biological process (GO): circadian rhythm; regulation of DNA-templated transcription
Source: RefSeq, a predicted model, not a curated record
CUCUUUGAGAGUGCGCUUCUGGAAACCUCCGCAGCCCCCGAUUUCUCGCCGAAAAGGGUGAAAGAUCGCAUUUUUUUUGGGAGAGAAGCGAAGACGACGACGUUGUUCGAGGGAUUUAGGGUUUGGCUUUGGAUUUUUUAGGGGGUUUGAGAUGUUAAGCUUGGAUCGUGAGCGGUCUGAAGGUUCAGCGUUGGAGAUCAUUUGCCGCUUUGAAGAUGUUUGAUUGGAACGAGGACCGGGUCGGGGACACAAUAUGGGGUGAAUUUAGUGAGAGUGAAGACCAUAUUGUGCCUUAUCCUAAAGAAGGUGAAGAGGACACAUUGCUUAUUUGUCAUGAUUUUGGCAAAAAGCAGAAGAACGAAGGGAGCACAACUGAUAUAAAGUCUGCACAACAAACUUCUGAAGACAAAAGGGAUUUACCUGGAUGUGAUUUUGAAAACAGUUCUAGUUGCAAUGCAAAUAAAGAGUUUUCUGCUCCAAGGCUUGACUUGGACUCAUGGCCUGAUUUACCUUCCAUAAGUGCUGCACUUAGUAAAGGGUACAAUGAUGAAAAUAAUGAGAGCUCAUUGCAGGCUGGAUUAAUGGACUUUUCUGAAGCAUCUAACUUAAACAGUGUUAGAGUGCAGCUAGAGGGCAAUCAUGAACUCUUCAAUAAUGAGCAUGAUGAUAGGGAGGAUGACAGUUUUCUUGAUUGUGAUUGGGCUAAUAUGGGAGACUUCAACGAUCUUGAUAAAAUAUUUAGCAAUGACUCCAUAUUUGGACAUGAUAUUGGCAGUAAUGCAGAUGAAUUUCUAUCUUCAUCUGCAGAUGUUAUUAGUGGCACUGCACAGUCAAUUCCUAUGCCAGAUAUUCCUAUGAGCAGGGACCAGCCGUCUGAUCAAGAAUUUCCAUAUGCUUUUAGUGAACAUUCUGAUGGGAUUAGAAAGCCAGAAGAGAAGACAUCUGAUAUUACUGUGAAAACUGAAGAGCAAAUGGUAUCUUCAUCCAAUCUGACUAAUCACUCUUCUGGGAUUCAAACUCAGCCAUCAGACAAGGCGGGUAAGCAAUCAAAACAGGUGAAGCCUCGCAAAAAAGCAGAGGAUAGAAGCAAGAAUAAUUUUUCACAGAACCUGAACGGUGCUUGGUCCAAUAGAAUCAGCCAAAGCCAACAAUUUCCAAGUCCAAAAGCGCAUCCUUCUCUGUUAACUUCUGUGCAAACUUUCCAGCAUCCAGCUAUCAGUCAGCAAAGGCAGGGCGAGUCUGAACAUAUGGGGUACCCAAUCUCGUCCAGUCAGUUUAUGUUUUCUGGAUAUGGAUUUCCGGCCUACUCAUUUCCGGCGAUUCCUGUGCUUCCAUGUGCGCCAGCUGAAAGGAACCAGAUGGCACCAGUAGUUGUUGGUUACAAAUCUAAUGUGGAUCAAUCUAAAGGUCCCAAUAGUUCAGAUAAACUGCCAGAUAGCUCAAAACCAUUGACCAUGACACCUCAAGAAAAGAUAGAAAAACUAAGACGACGGCAGCAGAUGCAAGCAAUGCUUGCUAUUCAGCAGCAACAGCAGCAAUUUGGUAAGCAAAUCAGUGGUUCAGACAGUCUGGCCUCUCAAGCUUGUUCGCAGAAGAAUCAAAAUCAGGAUGCUUCAACAAGUACUAUUGGAGUUGAAGAAAGUGCAAAUAAGAUACUGUCAUCAGAAAUGAGCAUGCUUGGUGAACUGGAUGAAUCGAAUAGGAUAUCCUUGUUGAUUGAUGAUCAGUCCCUUGAGGAAACAAUUUUUUAUCAGCUUCAAGAUGCUCUGAGAAAGCUUGACACAAGAGUAAAACUUGGCAUUAGAGAUAGCUUGUUUCGUCUGGCCAAAAGUGCUAUGGAAAGACAAAGUGCAAGUGAUAGAAGCAGUACUAACAAAAUCAACAGAGAAGAUGAUGAGGUUGCUGCAAAUAUAGAUGGGAAUGGUCAAGACAGAUCAGCAAGGUUCUCAGAUACAGAAACAAUUACAAAUCCAAUAGAUCGAAUGGUGGCCCAUCUUCUCUUUCACAUACCAUCAGAAUCAACUACAAAACCAAUGACAGAUGAGCUUCCGCGUUCACCUACACUUUGUAGCACAGUGUCAUUGAGCACGCCAGGAAGCAUAUCUGAAGAACAAUCAGAGAAUGCUGAAGAAAUGGAGGUGGAACCUUCACUGUAAAGUAAGAUGUAUUGAGAGAAGUUUUUCCAUUUCACUUGGCAUCUUGGCAUGCUCAUAUAACAUACCUGCCAAACUCUUGUUCAGACUGUUUUUCUGUUAAUGAGUUUUUUUUUCCAUCUCAGGGUGGCUGAUCGGGUAGUUCCCCGCCAUUCACAUCUUCCAGAGCCCGGUCAACCUCCUGAUACACUGUAGUUUCAUGUCACAUAUUUCUACAACUGAUAUAUUAUAUAUGUAUAUCAUGCAACUGCUGCCUUGUAGCGAAUACGAAUUCGCUAAAAUGUUUCAGAUAUCUGUGCAUAAAGCAACAGAAAUAACCUCGUAUUUUUGGCCUUCUAUCAAUGGGGUGCUGCAAUCGGGAUAUACUUCUGAACACCGAUGAUUGUUAGAGCUGGUUGGUUAUGUACUAUGAUAAAUUAUUCCUCAACUCAUAAACACGGUCCUCGCGAAGUAUGUCAGGCUGCUUUCUUUUGACUAAACUUUAUGCAGAAAUCCUCAGAUAUGUUUAGUUUUGUUAAUUAUUGUGGAGGUGGUUGUAGCUACUACUAGCUUCAAUGAAUUAUGAACAUAAUCUAACAUCUCUGUUAAUCUAUUUUGUUUGUUUCA